UUUAAGGAGAGAAAGUAUAAAUGACGUCGGACACGAUGUCUGUUCCUUAGUCGUCACGAGUCGCACACACAAUGCAUUACGCGUCGCACAUGUUGCUGUACUAUAUCGCACUUUGGUGCGCAAUUAACGAUGGAAAGGCAGCAAGAAGCUCAGUCAAUCCGGAUAUCCUAGCAAACUUUGCUAAAAAUGUAGCUUCAGUACUCUCGCCGGUCAUCUUGGGCGAGGUGCAAUCCCGCUAUAAUCGUUCGUCUUUCCAAUCCACGGAACCCGCCAAUCUGAAUAGCGACGACUUGAAUGCCUCAAUUCUGGAUAACAUGGUCGAUAAAACGUUAAACGCAGCCGCUUAUUACGAACCACGCUCUUAUCCUUAUGGUGGACUCUUAGUUGCGACCAAUGCGAAUUCUCCCGAAGGACUCAAAGGGUCUGAAGCGAACGAACGUCUCGAUGGAUCUCUGCGAGAUGAUCCCUACUUACGUCAGGAGCAACCUAACUUCCAUAAGUCUUACGCUUUUCCAGCAAACAACGAUAAUUUUGAUGCGACUUCGAAAUCCAGCGAUAAUAUCGACUCGUCAAUCGGUAAUAUCCAGGAAUCGUCCACCAAUAUUUUUUCUUCUUAUCAUGGCGCCGGCUUUCCGAAGGCAGCUUUCCCCCACGGACCUUUCUUAGAUAAGCCUUACGGUGGCUUCCACGGUUUCGGGCCGUACGGACACCAUCAUCAUCCGUAUGGAGGUGGAUCUUCGGAGGAGGCGAGCUCGGAGGACAAUGCGCGAGUGGAUUACAAUAGGACCAACUAUGGAGGCUACGGUUCGCCCUAUUUCGGCUACCCUCAUCCCUAUUCCCCAUUUCCUUACGGAGGAUACGGUAAUCGUGACUCCUACGGACCCUAUCAGGGAAACGGAAAUAACUCCUCUGGAAACGGACGCAAUGGAUAUUAUGGGCACGGGCCUUACUAUGACGGGCCCGAUUUUUACGGACCGCCCGGUUAUGGUUACGGUUAUAACGGCAACAAUAAUAGAAACAAUAAUGGUAACAAUAAUGGCAAUGCUAAUGGCAAUGCUAAUGGCAACACUAAUAGCAGACAAACCGAAGAACCGGCUGGCAAUGGCGAUCAAAAUAACUCGACAAAAAACGGAUACUCGCCUCCUUAUGGGCCCCCUUGGGUCAAGCCCUUGCUGGGGACUUUUCACCUCCACGGCCUCCCAUCCCCUUUCAAUCUUCUGCCCUACGACCAUUUCCAUGGAGUGUUCAAGGGCGGCCCUGUGGUCGGGGUUGGCCCCGUUGGCUAUCCCAUAUAUGCCGAUCCUUAUCUAGCUGGAUUCCCGUUCCAUCAUCCUUACGGACCUUUCUUUCACGGUAAAAAAUAUCUACCGCCGAAAGGCAAGCCCGCCGAUUCCGGUGAAUCGGGCGAAACAACGGAAGCACCAGCUGGACUCACGGAAAACGAGAAUCCCGAACGAAUAACUGCGCUCAACGAGGAGGUGGUAGCCCCAGCUCCAAGUUCGAAUCGAUACAGGACAUCGGGCGGGAAGGAGCUGAAGCGGAUCAACCUCGUUAAUUUCGAGAGUCGAAGAGUCUGAUCCCUGAAACAUUAAACUUGGUAGAAGGAAGUGAAAUUAAAAUUAUAAUGUACCGUAGUAAAAGACAUAAGGAAAGUAUGACGUAAUACGAAAACAUUUAAGUAUUAUCUUCUUUAAAAAAAUUUUU
Vollenhovia emeryi is the source of this 1704-nucleotide messenger RNA. RefSeq names its product probable serine/threonine-protein kinase clkA. Bases 72 to 1577 code for a protein of 501 amino acids. NCBI's taxonomy places the organism in Eukaryota, Metazoa, Arthropoda, Insecta, Hymenoptera, Formicidae. The transcript is spliced from 3 exons. The record is from RefSeq and is a predicted model, not a curated record.